Messenger RNA from Sycon ciliatum, 2270 nucleotides. RefSeq names its product protein ABHD13-like. Bases 270 to 1574 code for a protein of 434 amino acids. The transcript has a single exon. The record is from RefSeq and is a predicted model, not a curated record. Lineage: Eukaryota; Metazoa; Porifera; Calcarea; Leucosolenida; Sycettidae. Gene Ontology annotation, molecular function: palmitoyl-(protein) hydrolase activity. Gene Ontology annotation, cellular component: membrane.
UAGUAGUACAUAAUGUCAUUGUACAUGUAUGCCUUCGUUUUGCGAAUGAUUGAUUGAUGAGAAGUUAGUUAGUUGCUGAGCUGUUUCAGUAACUGAGUUGCUUGCCGACUAGCGUGUGUCUGUGUGUAUCCAAAGGGUAUCAGAUCCAAUAGGAUGGUCCCAGCCGAAAGAGAGGGUCUAUUCAAAUGAUCGCGAAAUUAUUUUGGCACACCUAUGCUCCGUUGCUAUUCUCUACCAGUUUAGUGUAGGGAUCAAGUUAGACAGCUUGAAUGAAACUUGUACACCUCUGCUUGAUGUGCUGGCGAACUAUUCGGCAGGCUAGCCUCGUUGCUAUCCGGUUUAUGCAGGUAUCUCUCCCGGGACGCAUCAUGAAGCUUCCGAACACGGUGUGGAGCAAUGUUGCUUCGAAUUACUUCUGGAGUUCCUGCAGUUAUGCCCUGCUCACCAUCUUUCUGUUCAAUUGGCUUUACGGAGGGUAUCUGAUGUUUUUCUUUCUUCUCCUCACCAUUGCUGGUGUGGUAUAUGAAGUCCAAGACAUGCUUCUCUAUCACCCAGACCAUCCAGAACGGUCCCGCUUAUUAGUGAGAACGCCUGCAGCUUGCGCUCUGCCAUACGAAAACAUUCAGCUGGUAACAGAGGAUGGUGUUCGGCUCAAUGCCUUCUUUAUAAAGCAUCAGGGAAGCCUACUGGCCACAGCCCCGACCGUUCUAUUCUUUCACGGUAAUGCCGGCAACAUAGGCGACAGGCUUCCUCAUGCACAGCGCCUGUACAGUGAAUGCCACUGCAAUGUGCUGCUGCUUGAGUACCGAGGGUACGGGAGAAGCGAUGGGCGUGUCAGCGAGCAUGGUUUGACCAUGGAUGCUCAUGCAGGUCUGGACCUGCUGCUAGCGCGCACUGAUAUAGAUACGAAUAAGAUUGUUGUGCUUGGAGUGUCGCUGGGUGGCGCGGUGGCUACCAAGCUCGCCAGCUCGGCAGCAUGCCAGCGAAAGAUCAUGGCACUAAUUAUCGUCAACUCGUUCACCAGCAUUGCUGACAUGGGCGCGUGUAUGUUCCACUCAUGCAUUGCCAAGUUGCCCGGCUGGAUGCUUCGCAAUCGUUUCUCGUCGCGCGACGCUAUCCGUGAUAUCAAGGCGCCUGCCCUGUUUGUGUCGGGGCAGUGCGACCGAGUGGUUCCGCCGGCAAUGAUGCACACUCUGUAUGAAGCGUGCCAGUCGCGUAAGUUCUUCUUCUCCGUACCAGGCGGUGGGCACAACAACACCUUCCUUGCUCCAAACUAUAGCGAUGUGAUACGAGACUUCCUGGGUGCUGUGCAGGGUAUGAGUGCACCCAAUCCAUUGUCUGUAGUGAACAAUCCGGCUAAGUUUUCAUUCGUUGAUUACCAAGACCAACCGUUGCCGCCGACACCCAGCCACGAGCUGUCAAGAGGAUCAUUGGCUGCCGAUCCCAGUGUGGUAUAUGAUGUGAAUGCAGCCAGUCAGCCUGCGCACCGCCUAGUGUUAGACUCUGGUAUUGCCGAGACCGCAAGCAUGCUUCCUAGCAGUUCCUCCAAUCUCAUUCAAGAAAGUCAUGCCUGAAGUCUUGCUUCAAGUGCUAUGUCGUAUCGCACCACAGCCUUUCAUGCUGUGGAGCUAAUCAGCACUGAGAAUGAUUAGGUUAUCCUCAUUGAUUGCCCUUUGAGUACCUUGUUCCGUUCCGUUCCACCCUUUAUAUGAGUGUUCCAAGUUGUAUUCUAUUUAUUCCGAGUACCUUCACCCAAGAUCACGUCUAAUGGUACAAGAUGUCAGCCCCCUCCCUUGGCCUGGUAUCACUGGCCACUGGACUGUUGACGUGAUUAUCAUCCAUCUGUUAUUUGCAUGUGUGUAUCGCCUCGGCCUAGUAUCGUGGGAUUCUGUCAGGCCUGUAUGAAUCACUGUUUCUUGCUUUCGUUCACUGUAGUGACGCAAGACACAUGCAUGUACUCUGCUCAAGCAGCCCAAAUGUUCACUCUUAAUCAAGGUGGCACUUGUUAUCCAAAUCGUUUUAUUCCCUCGAGAAUACUUCCGCGUGCUUUUAAUUUUUAAUCACUCUAUUGCACACGUUUCGAAGUUCAUGCUUUAGAUGGGCUUAUUGUCACUGCACAUUUCGAGUGUCUAUUUUGCUCAAGUGUUGUCAUCUUUAUGUCGCCCUGCCAGAAUAUUAAUUUUCUGCCCUAUCCCAACCAGAACUAUACUGUCUAUAGCAUUGUUUUUGCCACGGCAUUUAUGAAACCUAGCUGGACAAGCCCUUGUUUA